UAGCUGCUGACGCGCUGGUGGUGACUAUUAAUCAUUCAGCAGCCCAGAGCGCGCCAGUUAAUGGCUGUGCGGCUCGGGGCUCCAGUCUCCCGGCCUCCCCACUCCAUGCUCGCGUGUGGCCAGGCGCUCGGGAGCCGCAAGCGGCUGCGCGCAGGCAGCGGUUGGGCGAUGAGGCCCGCUGGCGCGAGUCGGAGCCCAGCUCCCUGCAGCCGCUGUCCGCUACCCCCAGGCUCCCGGCGGCAGUGAGCUACCGGCUGGCAGCCCGGGUGCCGAGUGCGGGCGCAAGGGGCGGGGGCGCAGGAGAGCGCCCCAGCCCCAGCAGCCCCAUCGACCCUCAUCAGCGGAGAUGUUCCCCAAUGGCACCGCCUCCUCUUCCUCCUCUCCUAGCCCCAGCCCGUGCAGCUGUGGCGAAGGCAGCGGCAGCAGGGGCCCCGGGGCCCGCGCUGCGGACGGCAUGGAGGAGACCGGGAGAAAUGCGUCCCAGAAUGGGACCUUGAGCGAAGGCCAGGGCAGCGCCAUCCUCAUCUCUUUCAUCUACUCCGUGGUGUGCCUGGUGGGGCUGUGUGGGAACUCCAUGGUCAUCUACGUGAUCCUGCGCUACGCCAAGAUGAAGACGGCCACCAAUAUCUACAUCCUCAACCUGGCCAUUGCUGAUGAGCUGCUCAUGCUCAGCGUGCCCUUCUUAGUCACCUCCACGUUGCUUCGACACUGGCCCUUCGGCGCGCUGCUCUGUCGCCUCGUGCUCAGUGUGGACGCAGUCAACAUGUUCACCAGCAUCUACUGUCUUACUGUGCUCAGCGUGGACCGCUACGUGGCCGUGGUGCACCCCAUCAAGGCAGCACGCUACCGCCGGCCCACCGUGGCCAAGGUGGUGAAUUUGGGGGUGUGGGUGCUAUCGCUGCUCGUUAUUCUGCCCAUCGUGGUCUUCUCACGCACGGCGGCCAACAGUGACGGCACGGUGGCCUGCAACAUGCUCAUGCCCGAGCCCGCCCAGCGCUGGCUGGUGGGUUUCGUGUUGUACACAUUUCUUAUGGGCUUCCUGCUGCCCGUCGGGGCCAUCUGCCUGUGCUACGUGCUCAUCAUCGCAAAAAUGCGCAUGGUAGCUCUCAAAGCCGGCUGGCAGCAGCGCAAGCGCUCAGAGCGUAAGAUCACCCUGAUGGUGAUGAUGGUGGUGAUGGUGUUUGUCAUCUGUUGGAUGCCUUUCUAUGUAGUGCAGCUGGUAAAUGUGUUCGCAGAGCAGGACGACGCCACAGUGAGCCAGCUGUCGGUCAUCCUUGGCUAUGCCAAUAGCUGCGCCAACCCCAUCCUCUAUGGUUUCCUUUCGGACAACUUCAAGCGCUCUUUCCAGCGCAUCCUGUGCCUCAGCUGGAUGGACAACGCCGCGGAGGAGCCGGUAGAUUACUACGCCACCGCGCUCAAGAGUCGCGCCUACAGCGUGGAGGACUUUCAGCCGGAGAACCUGGAGUCCGGUGGCGUCUUCCGUAAUGGCACCUGCACCUCCCGCAUCACGACUCUCUGAGCUGGGGCCACUCGA
This is a messenger RNA of Molossus molossus (Pallas's mastiff bat), 1534 nucleotides long. RefSeq names its product somatostatin receptor 1 (gene SSTR1). The record is from RefSeq and is a predicted model, not a curated record. Gene Ontology annotation, biological process: neuropeptide signaling pathway; cellular response to estradiol stimulus. Bases 347 to 1519 code for a protein of 390 amino acids. NCBI's taxonomy places the organism in Eukaryota, Metazoa, Chordata, Mammalia, Chiroptera, Molossidae. Gene Ontology annotation, molecular function: neuropeptide binding; somatostatin receptor activity. Gene Ontology annotation, cellular component: membrane; neuron projection. The transcript has a single exon.